Molecule: messenger RNA, 827 nt
Organism: Erigeron canadensis
Lineage: Eukaryota; Viridiplantae; Streptophyta; Magnoliopsida; Asterales; Asteraceae
Product: G-type lectin S-receptor-like serine/threonine-protein kinase At4g27290
Exons: 1
Coding region: 30-827 (265 amino acids)
Source: RefSeq, a predicted model, not a curated record
AAAAAACAGCCAGUAGAUCGAAAAGAAACAUGAAUAUGUUACUCCUAAUUGCUACUGUUACCUUUUUCUUUCUAAGCCGAGGAACUCCAAGUGCACUAGAUACCAUCUUUCUGAAUCAAAACAUUACAGAUGGUGAGACAAAAGUUUCACGGCAUGAAAAGUUUGAGCUCGGUUUCUUCAGCCCAGGCAGUUCGAAAAAUCGAUACCUUGGGAUAUGGUUUAAGAACACAUCACCUCGUACGCCUGUAUGGGUUGCUAACAGGAAAUUCCCACUUGUUAAUGCCUUGGGUAUGGUCAAAUUGGAUAGCCACGGAAUCCUCUCUCUCGUUAAUGACGGUGGCACAGUCAUUUGGUCAUCCGAUGCCUCAGCAUCCAGCACAAAUGUCAGUCCGAAAGCAAGACUAAUGGAUACUGGCAAUCUGGUUAUUGAAGUUAAAAAUAGUGUCAUUUGGCAAAGUUUUGAUUACCCUGGAGAUACGUAUAUACCAGGAAUGAAAUUAGGCAAGGACCUCGUGACAGGACGAGAGAUGUACUUGACAUCAUGGAAAAGUUCGGAUGAUCCUGCCCUAGGUGAGUAUACAAUCAGGCUGUUAAUGGUCAAGGAUAAAUAUCCACAAAUAUAUAUCCGUAAAGGUUCUGUUAUUGAAACAAGGAUCGGGCCUUAUGAUGGCAUAGAGUUUGCUGGCCAUCCAAAUUCUAGACAUGACUCUAAUCAUAUGUACAACACCGGGAUGGUGUUCAAUGAAAAGGAGAUUUAUUACACACGUAGUUCUAAUAGCUCCACAUUCUUAUUAUCAAGGUCGGUAAUGAGUCUUAGUGGCAAAUAA